AGCGGUGAAGCCUUUUGGGCGGGGCCUGGGCCGGGCAGCUCCUGAGGCCGAGAUUUCACAUCGGAAACAAAACAGGCGCUGCUCGCGAAGGAACCUCGGCUGCGGGCGGUCGUAGGAGGCGGCGGCGAGGAGGAAGAGUCUGCAAGUGACAGCAGCCUGUGAGGUCCUUGGGAAGCUCGGCCUGGAGGAGACACAUGAAAGAAAGAACCCCAAGAGGCCUUGUUUUCUGUGAAAAGGUAUUUCUGUACAGUUGCUCCAAUGACAGAGUUGCCUGCACCCUUGUCCUACUUCCAGAAUGCACAGAUGUCCGAGGACAACCACCUGAGCAAUAUUGUACGUAGCCAGCAGUUGUCUGGGGUUAGAGAUAAAGGCAUGAAGAUCUUUGUGGUGACGGGACCAUCCAGCGUCCAGAAUACAGAGUGGACACAGGGAGGCACAUCGAAUGACAGUAGAGAACGGCAUGAGCACAGCAACGAAAGGCGGAGGCGGGGCAACCCUGAGCCAUUAUCUAAUGGAGGACCUCAGGGUAACACACUGCAGGUGGUGGAACAAGAUGAAGAAGAAGAUGAGGAGCUGACACUGAAAUAUGGCGCCAAACAUGUGAUCAUGCUCUUUGUCCCCGUGACUCUCUGUAUGGUGGUGGUGGUGGCUACCAUCAAAUCCGUCAGCUUUUAUACCCGGAAGGAUGGGCAGUUAAUCUAUACUCCGUUCACAGAAGACACCGAGACUGUGGGCCAGAGAGCCCUGCACUCGAUUCUGAAUGCUGCUAUCAUGAUCAGCGUCAUUGUUGUCAUGACUAUUCUCCUGGUGGCUCUAUAUAAAUACAGGUGCUAUAAGGUCAUCCAUGCCUGGCUUAUCAUUUCAUCUCUAUUGUUGCUGUUCUUUUUCUCAUUCAUUUAUUUGGGGGAAGUGUUUAAAACCUAUAAUGUUGCCGUAGACUACAUUACUAUUGCCCUCCUGAUCUGGAAUUUUGGUGUGGUGGGAAUGAUUGCCAUUCAUUGGAAAGGUCCACUGCGACUCCAGCAGGCGUAUCUCAUCAUGAUCAGUGCCCUCAUGGCCCUGGUAUUUAUCAAGUACCUCCCAGAAUGGACUGCGUGGCUCAUCUUGGCUGUGAUUUCAGUAUAUGAUUUAGUGGCUGUUUUGUGUCCAAAAGGCCCACUUCGUAUGCUGGUUGAAACAGCUCAGGAAAGAAAUGAAACUCUCUUUCCGGCUCUCAUUUACUCCUCAACCAUGGUGUGGUUGGUGAAUAUGGCAAAAGGAGACCCAGAAGCCCAGAGGAAGGUAUCCAAAAACUCCAAUUAUAAUGAACAAAACACAGGGAGUGAGUCACAGAACCCUGUGACAGAGAGUGAUGAUGGUGGCUUCAGUGAAGAGUGGGAAGCCCAGCGGGACAGUCGCCUGGGACCUCAUCACUCUACAACUGAGUCACGAAGUGCUGUACAGGAGAUUUCCAGCAGCAUCCUAGCCAGUGAGGACCCAGAGGAAAGGGGAGUAAAGCUCGGAUUAGGAGAUUUCAUUUUCUACAGUGUUCUGGUAGGAAAAGCUUCCGCCACAGCCAGUGGAGACUGGAACACAACCAUAGCCUGUUUUGUAGCCAUAUUAAUUGGUUUGUGCCUUACAUUAUUGCUCCUCGCCAUUUUCAAGAAAGCAUUGCCAGCUCUUCCGAUCUCCAUCACCUUUGGGCUUGUUUUCUACUUUGCCACAGAUUAUCUUGUGCAGCCCUUUAUGGACCAGUUAGCAUUCCAUCAAUUUUAUAUUUAGCAGAUUUGUGAUGAGACUUCCAUGGAUUUUUCUCCUUUGACUAUAAUAAAAUCUGGGAAGAACAACGGUGAUUUUCCUGUGUCUACAUCUAACAAAGUCACAAUUCCCAGCUGGACUUUUUGUAGCUUCCUUCCACGUCUUCCUGACCACCUGCACUAUUGGCCAUUGGAAGGAGGUGUCUACAGAAAAUGGUUUUGAACAUACAUCAUGUGGUGGACGGAGUCCCUUGGAAAAAACUACCAGAUUUUAGGGACAAGGACAAAGAAAAAUGAUGGGCCAAAAAGUUACUGUGCUCUCACCAGCAGCUUCAGAGGUGGAUUCUACCAGCACUGCAGACUCUCAGGGCUGCCAUCAGCACGGUGUUAAAUGGAGUGGUUAAACCAAACAGGACUCAUCGUAAACGUGUGUAAACCUAAUCAGUCUGUAUUGAACUCUAAACCUUUUCAGGAGGUACUGUGAGGAAAGCAGGUACCAGCAGCAAAAUGGGAAGGUGAAAGGGGGUUCAAACUUUCACUCUCAAACUUUUUUUGCUGCAAACUUAUCAUUUUUUAAAUAAGACUUUUUUUUCACCUUGGGUCAAGUCAGAUGUGUAAGUUGAUUUUGACGAUUUUUGUUCUCAAGCACUGAAACUCAUUACCAUCUAUGGUUGCCAUUUCCUCCCAAGGCCAGUAUGAAUUUAUUUGAGGUUGCUUUAUCUCAAAAGUGUUAACCUCAGGUUCCAAGUUCAGUAAUUUCUGGAAAUAAUGGAACUAUAACAACGAUUCUCCAUCACCCUUAGGUAAUUCUGGUUUUGCCCCCAAAUUCCUAAUUUUUAGACAGACUUGUAGGUUUGCUUGCCCUCGAUGCCUUCUUUGUUCCCCGUCUCUCCCUUCACUCCCCCCAUACACGGUUCUUUCAUAAGACAGCUCUGUUGUGGAAGCAGACGAUCCGUUAUCUAGGAUUUCCUUUGUGUGGUGCACAGAAUGUGUUAUGAAUCAGUGCUGUCAGCCUCGCUGUCAUAAUUUCUCAGUAGCAAAUACAGUGUGUGCCCAAAGACAGUCGCAUUAAAGAAGAGGAAAUGGGUGGUGAAGCA
Molecule: messenger RNA, 2833 nt
Organism: Myotis lucifugus (little brown bat)
Lineage: Eukaryota; Metazoa; Chordata; Mammalia; Chiroptera; Vespertilionidae
Gene: PSEN1
Product: presenilin 1
Exons: 13
Coding region: 259-1761 (500 amino acids)
Biological process (GO): Notch receptor processing; negative regulation of apoptotic process; protein processing
Cellular component (GO): growth cone; endoplasmic reticulum; perinuclear region of cytoplasm
Molecular function (GO): cadherin binding; aspartic endopeptidase activity, intramembrane cleaving; beta-catenin binding
Source: RefSeq, a predicted model, not a curated record